Molecule: messenger RNA, 2148 nt
Organism: Toxoplasma gondii ME49
Lineage: Eukaryota; Apicomplexa; Conoidasida; Eucoccidiorida; Sarcocystidae
Exons: 7
Coding region: 534-1307 (257 amino acids)
Source: RefSeq, a predicted model, not a curated record
CUCGCAUACGUGUACGUAGCCUAUAUAAAACUGUACAUACGUAUAUAUACAUAUAUAGAGAGAGUUCGCAGAAAAGGAAUUGCGUUGAUUUACCGCGAGCAAACGCGGCAUCAUACAAGCUGCAUGGAAUCAUGAGCUCUACGGAUUUGCCUCACAGAAAAGCAGAAUUCUGCGAAGAGAUCAGGGGGCUAGAGUGGUGAUGCGUCUGACUCUGUGCAUGACAGGAGCGAGAAGAAAAGGAGAGGAAAGCAAACGAAGGCAAGAAGAAGGCAGGUGCUUCCCGCUUCACAUCUACACUUCCUUUGCCCGGACAGUCUGCCGCCCUGCUGGAGCCUCGAAGAUGCACAAGCGAAGCUCUUAAAGCCAUAUUACCUCAGUUCCCCGCUGUUUUCUGUUCGUUUGUACAUCUGGACGCGACAGAUAAAAGAGUCCUGUAACGAGAUACAGUUAUGAAGAGAAGGACGCCAGUCCCCGGGAAAGAAACAAGUACACCGUCCUAACCAGUCACAUUUUUUCAUCUCAGCCAGUAGAGCAUGAGUCUGUUCAACCUAGGCAUGAGUCUGUUCAACGAGCCUGUACAGCCACCUAGCGUGUACACGAAUAAAGGCGAAAUCCGACAGUGCAAUCAAGGCCGCUAUCGCUUCUCGCUCGACCAGUCCUCCGAACCGGAUAAAAUUAUUCUCGAACUCGAAGCCCCAAAGUACCUCUGCACCUCGGCGAUUGACGUGGAUGUACAUCCCAGUUAUGUCCGCUGCACGAUCAAGAACAAAGUUACUCAACUCCGACUGCCGGCUGAAGUGCGCGUCGAAGAAUCUCGAGUUCAGCGCUCGAAAGCGACGGGACAUCUGCGGAUAGAAAUGCCGCUUGUCGAGCCUCCUCCUUGUGCAGUUCGCAGAAAGAAAAUCGUUGCUGCAUCUCCAGUCUCCGAGAGAGACGAAGAGAAGCGACAGGAAGCGAACAAACGCGGCCCUGCCCACCCAACGAAAACCUCUGCUGCGAACUCCGUACCCAUCAAAGAAAUGCUAAAUGUGACAGGAAAGGCGAAGCAGUUCAUGCCGGAGACGUCGAGCAGGACUUUCUCUGCAAAGACAGAAUUGCGUAAAAUAUUGGAGCGCAAACCUGGGGGAAUAACCGCAGGGGGCGGUGGUCAGUGUGAAGUGCCACAGAGGACCGCCGCCGGAGACCUGGAGGCCGACGGAUUCUUAAAGGGAAAGGAGAAUCUCGCGGAAGCAGAGAAUUCAGGCAGAGCAGAAGAAGAUCGAUUCGCUGACGACGACGCUCUUCCGGAGCUGGAACUUGUGUACUGAGAAAAAAACUAGUAUUGCUUCGCUACUUCAUUUUGACUCUUUCCUCGAUAUCCUUGGUCCUACACCCGCGUGCAUCAACUUCUUGACAGUGUCAACAGAAACAAACAAGAAAACGAAUAACUGUCUGGUUUCUCUGCGUACGCAGACGGUGGGAACAUACUCCUCAUGUAUGAUGGAAAAACGGAGAUCGGCUACACUUUUUACGGGUGCCAAGAGUGGAUUCUUUUCGGAACUCCAUCUCGGUAUCUCCGACUUCCUUUCAGUUUACUUGGAGGGAGGUGCGAGCCUCGCGUUUUGUUAAGUAGUGUUUAAAGGGUGUGUACUCGGCAGGCUUCUCUCCGUUCCAACUCGUCUGAUCCUAAGUUCACAGUGAAUUAUAUAGAUACAAGAAACAUGACACGAAUCAUUAGAUCUUUAUAAAUGGCAAAACCGCGUGAGUUCCGAUCUGUUGGUGGGGAAUACCAAUAGUACUUCGCUGAGAUAGAUAUUACAGCGUAGAACUGUGUAAAUAGUGUUGUGUUCAGACACAAGGAACUGGGCAAGCAUCACUCCAUCUGCAUAAGCAACAAAAAGAAUCUCAACGUUUCUCUUCUUGAAACGCUUGUUGUGUAGAGUCUGCGCCUUUCAUUGAUUAGUUCGGGUCUGAUCGUUCCGCCAACCAAAAGCCGUCGCCAGUUUGAACAAACGUUCCCGCAGAAAAAGGCGGCUUAUGCUCGUUGUCCCUCUAUACGGUCAAAAAAAUGAAUUUCGAUCGUUUGUGGACUCGUGCUGUAUGUUGGUGGUGAAGAGGGAAGGUGCAGGACUGUGAUGCCCCAGUCCAGCGCUUUGACGGCAGCUCGGG